Entrophospora sp. SA101 is the source of this 134-nucleotide messenger RNA. NCBI's taxonomy places the organism in Eukaryota, Fungi, Glomeromycota, Glomeromycetes, Entrophosporales, Entrophosporaceae. The record is from the annotation of a GenBank genome assembly.
AAAAUGUAGAUCAAUUCCUUUCUGCUGCAGCUGAUGAGGUAGGAAUAGAAAGAACUCUUACCGCAACUUUUGUCAAUUCAGAUGCCACAGCUCCAAAAUCAUCUUUCCACCAGGUUAAUAAAUUCACAUUAUUG